AGGAGGACCGUUUACGUGGUCGUAGGUCGUAGCAUGGACUCGCGUUCGCCGUCGCGACCGAUACGGCGCCACACACGCGCGGUCGCACCGCACCCAACCCCCGAUUGGACCGGAGGGAGGAGAGAGCAAGUGCACGACUGCAAGAGAUUCCCGUACACCACCCGUCAGAUUCCCCCGUCUCCUCGGCUAAAGAGUUCGCACCCACCAAACCAAACACCACACGACGCGCUCCUCCCUCUCGCUGCUGCUGCUGCGGAGAACGAAGGAGAGAGGAGGACGAGCUGCGCGGGCGCCAUCCAGCAGCGGCUGCGAACAGCAACGUCGUAGCCGACGGGAGCCCGCCACCUACCCGCACCAACCCGUCCCCGAGGUUGGCUUUUGGUCGAGCAGUUGGUGGGCACCUAACCCGGCGAACUCCGGCUGAAGUAAGUGCGAGUGAGUAGUAGUAGUUGGGGGUGAGGAGGAUGAAGAAGUUGUACCAGGGGAAGGGACGGAGGGUGCACCCGGCGCCGGCGCAGCAGGCGCAGGCGGAUGCUGCUGCGGCGGCAGCGGUUGUGCUGCCGGCCGCUGUGCUGGCCCUGGCGUCGGCGCUCACGGCGGAGGAGCAGGAGGUGCUCGCCUACCUGCUGUCUGGAGGUGGGGCGGCCGGGGGACGCCGCCGCCGCCGCGGGGCUCACCCGCCGGAGAUGGGGUGCGGGUGCUUCGGCUGCUACAAGAGCUUCUGGGCGCGUUGGGACGCGUCCCCCAACCGCCACGUCAUCCACCGCAUCAUCGACGCCGUGGAGGAGGGCAGCGGCGGCGGCGGCGGCGGCGGAGCUGGCCCGCCGCGCCGCCCUCCCCGCCGCCGCCGCGGCGGCAAACGCGGAGGCGGCGACUGCGAGGAGGAUGCAAGUGCCACCAAGGAGGCGGAUGCCAGCGUGGAACACCACCACCACGCCUGUGGCUUCGAUGGCGAGGAGGACGGCGACUACGAGGGCGAUGGCGACGACGAGGAGGAGGAGGAAGAGGGCGACAGCAUGGACGGCGAUGCGGACGACGAGACGACGUUGAGCGAGGGCGAUUGCAGCAGCAGCAGCAGCAGCAACGCCGAGAAGAGCACGGUGGGGAGGCUGGUGCGCUUCAUCGGGGAGAAGGUGUGGGGAGCUUGGAACUGAGCUCCUCCUCCUCCUGCAGCUGCUGCUCCCCAUGUUCUUGUAGAUUAGGAGAAGGAAGAAGACGACCAAGAAGGUCAGGUCAAGGUCAGUAUCAGUAGUUGUUUUGAUCAAGAGCACCUCAGCUCUAUGCUCCUUUUGCUGUUCUUUCUUUUGAUUUCUUGCACUCUGAUGAGCACUGAGGUUUGGAGGGAAAAUCAAGAUGGUGUAGUGUAAUCCAAUCCAAAUUACAGUUCUUCCCUUCAAUCAACCUCACUGUACCAUAUUUUUGCUCCUUUGGUUCAACAAUGAACUUCUUUUGCAAGAGAACAAUAUCAUUUCCAUUUCUUCUCCUUGUAAUUUAGGAGUAGCUGUUUUUGCAUUGACUUCAUGGUACUAGCAUAGCAUCUGGUUCUGAUGGCUGCAUCAUGUGUAUGGAUGGAACUGUUGAGUGAUUCCUACUGCAAUGGAGAGGAAUGUUUUUAGUUAAUUAAACUUUUGUAAA
Messenger RNA from Oryza sativa Japonica Group (Japanese rice), 1635 nucleotides. RefSeq lists its product as uncharacterized. The record is from RefSeq and is a predicted model, not a curated record. NCBI's taxonomy places the organism in Eukaryota, Viridiplantae, Streptophyta, Magnoliopsida, Poales, Poaceae.